Lactuca saligna is the source of this 1143-nucleotide messenger RNA. The record is from the annotation of a GenBank genome assembly. NCBI's taxonomy places the organism in Eukaryota, Viridiplantae, Streptophyta, Magnoliopsida, Asterales, Asteraceae.
AUGGGUUUCUUAAUGGCAAUCUUGUUGGGCUUGCUUUGCUUAUCAUUUGGCUCCAAAAUCACAAGUGCUACCACCUACGAUGUAACAUCUUAUGGUGCAAAAGGAGAUGGAAAUACAGAUGACUCCAGUGCUUUCCUUCGAGCAUGGGAUGAUUUAUGUGGAGAUCAGUCGCCAGAACCAACAUUGAUAAUACCAUCAGACAAGACAUUUUUGAUAAGCCCGGUGGCAUUCAAUGGGCCAUGCAAAUCCCCUACUGUAUAUGUUAUGCUGUUGGGCAACAUCACUGCACCCAAGACUUUCGAUGGAUGGAAAGAUUGUGUUCGGAAUCACUAUUGGAUUUACUUCACAUCCGUGCAAGGACUCAAGAUCCAAGGACCUGGGCAAAUUGAUGGUCAGGGUUCGAUUUGGUGGAAAGAGGAGGGUAAAACCACAACCAACACUUGCGAUCGCCCAACUGCUUUACAUUUUCAUUCUUGUAAUGGCCUUCAAUUGAGAGGUACAACACACAUCAACAGCCCGAAGCUACAUAUGAGUAUCAAUGGUUGUGAAGAUGUAGAUGUUGGAAAUCUAAACAUUUUAGCUCCUGGGGAUAGUCCCAAUACCGAUGGGAUAGACAUUAGUGGAUCCUCACAUGUUUAUAUCCAUGAUUCUAAAAUUCAAACUGGUGAUGAUUGUGUUGCUAUUAAUGGUGGGACUAUCGGAAGCCUUGGGGAAAACGGUGGUCAUGACACAGUUGAACAAGUUCGUGUAGAACGUUGUAACAUCUCAGGAACAACAAAUGGGUUAAGAAUCAAAACGGUGCCGUAUGGAACGGGGUAUGCUAGGAAGAUUGUAUUUCGAGACAUUCAUCUGGAAAAUGUUAAAAAUCCAAUUAUAAUUGAUCAACAUUAUUGUAAUAAUCCGGAAGAUGCCUUUUGCCCAGCACCGCCAAUGGCGACAGCUGUAAAAGUGAGCGAUGUUAUGUAUAUGAAUAUAUAUGGGUCUUCGGCAACAAAGCAGGCUAUUACUUUCAAUUGCAGUGGAAAGUUCAACUGCACUGAAAUUGUAACAAACGAAGUUGGAAUCACGGGACAUGAUGAAUUUUCUUACUGCCAAAAUGCUCAAGGAAAAUUUAUCGAUACCAACCCUCCUAUUAAAUGUUAA